AUGGCCGCUAUACGUCUUCGGCACCCCAAGGGUGUCACCACCCUCCAGAUUGACAUUGAGAACUCAACCGUUCUCGACCUGCAACAGCAGAUCUUCUCCGCUACGGAGAUACCACCUUCGCGACAGGACUUGAAGGCGGGCUACCCGCCGCAGCCUCUAACCCUUAUACCGGAGCUGCCUAUCUCAAGCCUCGGACUGAAGCAGGGAGAUCAACUGACACUACUGCAGAAGGCGGCACCCACCGCUGCUCCUUCUGCACCAAGAUCCGAUAGUGCUCCCGCAUCGUCUGUCACUAGUCCGAUGUCUGCAAUGACUGGAUUGACGGCAUCCCAGUUCAGCCAGUGGGACAGCCCAGCACCCACUACAUCAAGCGCCGGUAGGACCAGCGGACCAGACUCUGCGCCUAUGGAAGGAGGAUACCUUGUGCACCGUAUUGUGCCGGACGAUAAUUCUUGUUUAUUUUCUUCCAUCGCCCUCAUUUUCGAGCAAGACAUCGAGCAGGCGCCGAAGAUGCGACAGAUCGUGGCAGAUGAGAUUCGCAGGAACCCCGAGAUGUGGAGCGACGCCAUCCUCGGCCGCUCACGAGAAGAAUACAUCGCUACUAUCUUGAAGCCGGCUUCCUGGGGCGGCGCCAUCGAGCUUGCCAUCUUUGCAUCGUACUAUUCGACGGAAAUAGCGUCCAUUGACGUCGAGACGGGACGCAUCGAUCACUUCAACCCUCCUCCUGGGCGCGAUUCUGGGAACCGUUGUGUGCUCAUAUACUCGGGCAUCCAUUAUGAUGCAGCCACCAUUGCGCCCAUGCCAGAUGUGCCGGAUGAUUUCCACCAGACAAUCGUGCCAGUAUCAGGUCCAGGCGAUAACGACCCCUUGUUGGUGGCGGCGAAGAAGCUGGCGGAUACGCUACGGGCCAAGAGGGCGUAUACGAACACUGCGACCUUCGACUUGAGAUGCCAGUGUAAGAAGGGACUGAAGGGCGAGAAAGAGGCGCGAGCGCACGCAUCGGAGACAGGCCAUGUCGAGUUUGGAGAGUACUGAUGCUGAAGGGCGGUGUUUUAUGCUGAGAUUUAUGGAAGGAUCAUCGCGCAUCAGGCAAAUAUGGCAU
Molecule: messenger RNA, 1102 nt
Organism: Postia placenta MAD-698-R-SB12
Lineage: Eukaryota; Fungi; Basidiomycota; Agaricomycetes; Polyporales; Adustoporiaceae
Exons: 6
Coding region: 1-1035 (344 amino acids)
Biological process (GO): protein deubiquitination; endoplasmic reticulum unfolded protein response
Cellular component (GO): nucleus; cytosol
Molecular function (GO): cysteine-type deubiquitinase activity
Source: RefSeq, a predicted model, not a curated record